GGGCGAGAAGCAAUGGCAAGUCCGAGGGUCGCGAGCUUCUCGUCGCCUACGUGGAGCCGGUGGAGCAGCGGCUGCGUCGCUUUCCCCUAGCCAGGAUCUUGUGCUGAAAGACAUUACCAAAGUGCCUUGGGACAGCCUACCACUCUGACCUACAUAGCCUGGAAAAGAACCACUGUUGCUUGUGGAGGGGUGGCCUGAACCAGCUCAGUAUCUCCUUUGAUUCUGGGAUCUGCACUGAACUUGAUCUCCAUGGCACACCGGCUGCAGAUGCGUCUACUGACGUGGGAUGUGAAGGAUACCCUGAUCAAGCUCCGCCGCCCUGUUGGGGAGGAAUAUGCCAGCAAGGCCCGGGCCCAUGGCCUGGAGGUGGAGGCCACAGCUGUGGAACAAGCCUUCAGGCAGGCAUAUAAGGCUCAGAGCCACAGUUUUCCCAACUAUGGCCUGAGCCGUGGCCUUACUUCCCGUCAAUGGUGGGUGGAUGUGGUCCUACACACCUUCCACCUAGCAGGGGUCCCAGAUGCCCAGGCCAUGACUCCAGUUGCUGACCAACUGUAUGAAGACUUCAGCAGCCCUUUCACCUGGCAGGUGUUGGAGGGGGCUGAGACUACCCUGAAGGGGUGCCGUAAGCGGGGUCUGAGGCUAGCAGUGGUCUCCAACUUUGACCGACGACUAGAGGAUAUCCUAACGGGCCUUGGCCUGCGAGAACAUUUUGAUUUUCUUUUGACUUCUGAGGCUGUGGGCUGUCCGAAACCGGAUCCACGGAUUUUCCGUGAGGCUUUGCAACUCGCCUGUGUAGAGCCUGCAUCGGCAGCUCAUGUUGGGGAUAGUUAUCUCUGUGACUACCAGGGGGCUCGGGCUGUGGGUAUGCACAGCUUCCUGGUGGUAGGCCCAGAGCCUCUGGACUCCUCAGUCAGAGAUUCUGUCCCUAAAGAACAUAUUCUACCCUCCCUCUCCCAUCUCCUGCCUGCCCUUGACCUCUUGGAGGCCCCAAGCCGAAUGUCAUGAGUCUGGUGAGGGAAGUAGCUGGGACCAAAUAAACACCGGAGGCAGGGAGUCCCUUCUUUCUCACCUCUCCGGCAGAGGAGGUGUCUUGGCCCUCCUGCUGCAGCCUCUAUAACCUAUUCUGAUCAUA
This is a messenger RNA of Arvicanthis niloticus (Nile rat), 1132 nucleotides long. RefSeq names its product haloacid dehalogenase-like hydrolase domain-containing protein 3. NCBI's taxonomy places the organism in Eukaryota, Metazoa, Chordata, Mammalia, Rodentia, Muridae. Gene Ontology annotation, cellular component: nucleus. The record is from RefSeq and is a predicted model, not a curated record.